GAUAUCCGCAGAUUUUAGAGAUUUGAAAUCUCUAAAGCUAGAAUCCACAGUACAAAAAGCAACAAAAAAACAUAACUUUCUACAAAAUCUAUGAAUUCAGUGAAUCUAUGUCCUGAAUCAUGUUUUCCAAACCAACCCUAAGCUAGUUGUAGACGAAAGGGAAAAGAAAAGAGGGUUCAGAACGCAGGCCGGAAUACGAGCUGUCUCUGUGGUUCGCCGCCACUUACUUCCCGCUUAAACUUUAGUUUUUCGAGAUUUCGAACUUUCCGUUGCUUUCUAGGGUUUUUUCCCCUCCUGGUUCGGAAAGCUCGGCGGCGGAAAUAUGGACGUCGAAAUGGAAACUUCGCCUGGUUACUUCCGGCCGGAAGAUCUUACUAUCAGAGAACAGUUUCGUCGCUACGGGUACUCUCGCUGAACCUCUCAUCUUCCUUUUCGGUCGUGAAUGUAGAUGGUAAAAUUCAUAGCGAAGCUUCUUGUUUUGUUGUCGUGAAGAGAAUUUAACUCUGAAUCGCGUUUGAUUGAGAAUGAACCGUGAAUUCUUGUAUGUUUGUGACCUUUCUGUAUCUUCGUACGUUGUUGAUUUUCUGAGAAUGCGUGCUGCCUGCAGUAAAAGGCACUCGGUAGCUAGCCCAAGUCAAGACAGUACGAACUCUAAGUUCAAGGACUCAAGGCUACUGUAUGAUGGGCAAAGCAUACACAGUCCCACAAAUGCUGUGCUUCUGCUCGAGGACAUUAAACAAGAGGCUGAUGGUACGGGUUCUGAUCACUUUGAUGCCACACCUAGGAGGUUUCAAGCUUCGGGUAAAAGGAGGAUGGUGAUUGAUGGAUUUUCAGAGAGUGAUCUCAUUAUCAAUCCAGAACUCCAGACUGGGACUCAAUCGCUUAAAGCAUGCAAGAUGGAGGAUGAAUCAGCUGACAGUGGAGAAGCGGUACUUGGGCUAUUUGCAUCUCUUUUGGAUUCUGCUGUUCAAGGCUUGAUGCCAAUUCCAGAUUUGAUUUUGAGAUUUGAGAGAUCAUGCCGUAGUGUAUCAGAAGAUAUAAGGUCCCAAUCAACCAUAAGGCAUCGAGUUCUAGAGGACAAAUUAAUGCGGCAGAAGGUUCAGCUCCUGCUUGAUGAGGCUGGCACCUGGUCUCUUCUCUGGCACCUCUAUGGGAAACCGACGGAAGAACCUCCUGAAGACCUACUUGUGGUACACAAUUUCUUCCCUGGAACCAUUCUGAAAGAAGACAUUAAGGCUGCUUUUCUGAAAUUUCAGCUCAUUCACUCUGACCACUAAAACCACCAAUCCAGAAUGGGUGUUCACUACUUUGUCUUUGUAAAUUAUUUGGAGGUUUCCGCUUAUACUACCCAAAGGCUGCGUAAUCUCAUGGAGCUUUAUUUUUGUUUUUGACAGUCUCCAUCAACUUCACAUAUAGAGGCGUGCCAGUUUGUUGUAAAUGAUCACACAACACAACUUUGCCUCCGUAUCAUUGAGUGGCUGGAGGGGUUAGCUUCUAAAUCCCUUGAUCUUGAAAGCAAGGUGAUUCCUAAGUUCAUUGCAUUUUCAUUUUGCGUCCUUGUAGAGUUUCUAGUUGGCUCCUCCUUGUAGGUUAGCUUUCCUGUUCUUCAGCCAUGCAUGGAGCAACAUUUCUUACUGAACCUUGCUGGCACCGUUUGAGGAAGUUGUUUUUAUCCUGAUAUUUAGCAUUUAGGUGAUGGUUGUUUAACACGGGACAGAAGGAACAUCCUGGCUUCAACAUCUUAUUACUUUUUAUCCACUGUGUAUACUUGUUUACAAACCGCAUAAGCUCUGGUUUCCAAGGAAAGUUAGUAUCCAUCAAAAUGUAGGCUCAGCACUCUUUUGAAGGCCUUUAGCUACGGAGAAGAUGGGUGGAUUUUGUUGUCCCCCCUCCCCCUCUCCUUCAUGAUAUUCUAGCUACUUCUGACAUUUGAUUGAAUUUUCUGAGUUUGUGAAUUCUAUUUGAAAUGGAUAUUGACCAACAAUCACAGGUACGAGAACCUCGUGUGGGUACAUAUCUUCCGAAUUCUGGAAUUUGGCACAAUACACAACGGUUGCUGAAGAAAGGCGCAUCUGGUGUAAAUACUGUUCAUCACUUGGAUUUUGAUGCACCAACUCGUGAACAUUCUCACCAUCUACCAGAUGAUCAGGUACCAUGUCUUUGUUCUCCGCUAUAGGAAUUCAUGGUAAACAUUAUUUUUUCAAUCAACGAAUGAAUCUUAUAUUAAAUGUUGUUCUGUGCCUUGGGCUGUGUAUUUAAACUAGCCAUGGGUAUAUUAGUUUGUAUCCUAUUAAUUUAUGUGUUGGACUUGAUUCAAAUAUGGAUAAUUUAGAAGGUUCUAGUCGAAUUACUAAGAAAAAACAUGAUAGUGUUUCAUUCCCUUAAAGCGACAACAAUUAUCUUCCUGAACAGAAACAAGAGGAAUGUCUUUUGGAGGACGUAUGGACGUUGUUAAGAGCGGGAAGAGUAGAAGAGGCAUGCGAUCUUUGCCGUUCUGCUGGGCAGGUAUUCAACACCAGUACAGCUUUUCAUCAAUUUUUCAGAAUAAAAGAAACUUUACUAGUUUUUCUAAGCAAAUUGAGUCUUUCUUUUGCUUCUGGUAUCAGUCAUGGAGAGCUGCAAGUUUAAGUCCUUUUGGAGGAUUGAGUAUGGUUCCUUCUAUUGGGGCUCUUGUGAAGAAUGGGAAAAGUAGAACCCUCCAAGCCAUUGAGCUUGAAAGUGGCAUUGGUCAUCAAUGGCGUCUUUGGAAAUGGGCUGCGUAUUGUGCAUCAGAGGUAUUCCUACUUGGAACUUAUUUUGGACGUUUGAGUUAUCAAACUUAGCCAUUUUGGGUAUGCAGUUCUGUCAUUUGUUCUAUCCUCAAACAUUGCUAGUUACUUUUCCUCUUAGACAAUUUUCAGUUUGUUGUUGGAAGUUAUAUCAGAUAGCUAAUAGUUUGUACUCUGCCGUCAGAACUGCACAUCAUAGUUCCAUGUUUAUUUCACAUGAGCUUCACCUGUUAAGAAAAGUGGGAUUCUUAA
Molecule: messenger RNA, 3020 nt
Organism: Linum trigynum
Lineage: Eukaryota; Viridiplantae; Streptophyta; Magnoliopsida; Malpighiales; Linaceae
Source: the annotation of a GenBank genome assembly